AUGGUGAAGCUGGCGACGGCAAGGGAGGCGCGGCUGUACGGGCCGGCGCUGGCGGCGCGGCGGUGGGAGUACAUCAACGCGGGGGUGUACGUGUUCGCGGCGCUGCUCCUGGUCCUAGCGGCGGGCGUCGUCCUCGCGGCGGCGGCGCUAUCCGUGUCCGCGUCCGCGUCCGCGUCCGCGGCCAGGGCGGGACUCGCCGUGGCCGCCGUGGCGCUGGCGGCCGCCGCGGCCGUCAACGCUCACGACCUCGCGGCGCACCUCGCCGGCGUCGACUGCCGCGUGGGGCUGGCGAGGUACGACGCCCAGCUCGGCCUCGUGGAGUUCCUCGUGCCGGCCAUGCACGCGGCCGGCUGCGCGUUCGCCGUCGUCGGCCUGGCGCUGCUGGUCUCCCACUCCCAGCACCUGGAGGGGAAGGGCGCGGCAGAGCACGGGAGACGGGAGGCGCACGCGGCGAUCAUGCUGCUCGUCGCGGCGCUGCUGUGGGUGCUGGGCUCGGUGCUCAACUCCUGCCAGGUGUACGAGCGCGGCGACGGCCGCGCGCAGCUGCUGCAGUCGAGCGUGCAGGUGCCUCAGCUCCUGGGGAGCCUGCUGUUCCUGGUCGCCGCGGCGCUGAACCUCCGCGUCGUAUCCGGCACCGGCAGCGGCGGCGAUGAGCCGGCGUGGCUGUUCCUGGCGGGGAGCGUGCUGUGGCUGGCGGCGGCGCUGCUCAACGUGCUCAAGGUCUUCACCAUGCACCAAAGCGACGCGCUGCGGCUGGAGAAGCUCCGCGGCGGGGCGCAGGAGUGGCUCAGCCGCGACCGCGAGGGUCGCGUCCCACUCAACUGGGAGGAGGCCGCCAGGAGACGGGCGCUGCCCACCGAGCUCCGGUGA
Miscanthus lutarioriparius is the source of this 870-nucleotide messenger RNA. NCBI's taxonomy places the organism in Eukaryota, Viridiplantae, Streptophyta, Magnoliopsida, Poales, Poaceae. The record is from the annotation of a GenBank genome assembly.